CGCUUUUCAUUUUAGUUCCCAAAAACCGGUUUAUCGGUUGAAAUUUGCCAAUCGAUACCUCUCUCAGCCUCUCUCAAACGUUUAAAGCUUCCUUCAAUUUCGUUUUUCACCGAAACGGUUCACUUGAACGCCAAGACUCUGAACCGAACGGAGUGUCGCACAAUAAUCAACGUCAAAAUGUCUUCGCAAAAACGAUCCUCUCCAACUCAGAGUCCACCUCCUCCUUCGGCUCAACAUCUCAAACAACGAGUCAUCACGUGCCUCAAUAAACUUGCUGACCGCGACACACAGUCGUUAGCUACGAUCGAGCUGGAGGCCAUAGCCAAAACCUUAAGUCAAGAAUCGUUCUCCUCGUUUAUCAGCUGCUUACACAACACCGACUCGUCUUGCAAGUCUCCGGUUCGGAAACAAUGCGUGAACCUUCUGACUUUGCUUUCUGAGUCACACGGAAACUCUCUCUCAUCGCAUCUCUCUAAAAUGAUCGCAACUGUCGUCCGCCGGUUACGGGACCCUGAUUCUUCCGUGAGAUCCGCAUGCAUUGUCGCAACGACUGCCAUGUCAUCACACAUCACGAAACCAUCGUUUUCGGUGGUGUCGAGACCGUUGAUAGAGUUGAUACUUGGAGAGCAGGACGCGAACUCGCAGGUCGGCGGAGCGAUGUGUUUGUCGGCCGCGAUAGAAGCGGCUGCGAAUCCGGAAGUGGAGCAGUUGAAGAAGUUGUUGCCCAGACUGGGGAAGGUGGUGAAAAGCGAGGGGUCUAAAGCGAAAGCUGCGGUGUUGGGAGUGAUUGGAAGUGUUGUUAAAGUUGGUGGAGCGAGAAACAAGGGAGUAUUGGAUUGGUUGGUGCCGUUUAUUCGGGAGUUGUUGAGUUGUGAUGAUUGGGCCACCAGAAAGGCCGCUGCCGAGGUGUUGGGAAAGGUGGCUUUCGUUGAUAAAGACGUAGCCUCAGAGUAUAAAAACGCGUGUUUGAUGUCACUCGAAAGGAGUAGAUUUGAUAAGAUAAAGAUUGUUCGAGAGACUAUGAAUCGUACAUUGGAGCUGUGGAAGGGGGUUCCUGAUGAUUCUGACAAGGUCUCCGCACCGUCUCAAUCUAAAUCUUCUUCGACGGAUGAUGUUAUUGGCGGUUGCUUUCCUUCUAUCACUAAAAGUUUCCAAGAUGCUGGUUUUAAAAGUCCACCACCAGAGAAAAUGGUUCCCACUUGCAGUUCACCUUCAUCAGAUAGUUCGUAUGGGACCAUUGCCAAAAAUGAAGUUACUUUGAGAAGUAGUAACAGGAGGUCAAGCACACCAAGGCUCCAUAAAUCGUCAGACGAUAGAAAACCCUCUGAUUGGAAAGUUGAAAUUGCAGUACCACACUUUCCUUCCAAGGUGACUUGUGCAGAUGAUAUCACCAUAUGUGAUUCUUGUCAUCCUGAAUUACGAAAGAAGGGGAAUAAUGCAAAUUCUUGGCCAGAAACCAAACGAGCACUCUUCAGCAAAACUCACAACAACAAAUUUUAUAAAUUUGGUGGUUUCAGAUUAGGUUCUAGGGUGGUCCCAUGUCCCGAUAAUGAGAACUCAGAUUAUGUGGCCAGUGAAGGUACUGAAGAAGUUUAUGAGGACCCAAAAGAUGCUGAGGAACUCUCUAUGGUCCGUGAACAACUUCUUCAGAUUGAAAACCAGCAGUCCAGUCUAUUGGACCUUCUUCAGAGAUUCAUUGGGAGCUCCCAGAGUGGGAUAAAUUCUCUAGAGACACGUGUACAAGGCUUGGAGAUGGCUCUGGAUAAAAUGUCAUACGAUUUGGCAUUAUCAAGUGGAAUGAUCCCAAACAAAAAAUAUGCAGAAAACACAUGCUGCAAAUUGCCUGGCACAGAAUUUUUGAGUUCUAAGUUUUGGAGGAGGACAGAAGGUCGGUUUUCCACCUUAAGGUUGACUUCGUCUGGGAAUAUGGAAUGCUUCCGUGCCAUACAUAACACUGCCGACACUGAAACAUACAACAGAGAUAACGGAAAAUUACAGCACCUACAUGGAGGUGGUUAUUUUUUGAACUCAUUGUCAGAUUUGCAUGGCCUAAGGGAGACAUCUGGGUUCCAUUCAAAUAGAACCAUGAAGAACAUCAUCCAUGAGUCUGAGAGGUGGCAAGGUUGCAGAGUUGAUGGCCUUGAUGGAGCUUCUCCAUUUUCUGUUUCUAAAACCCAAGUGAAUAUAAAUAGGAGAUUAUCUACUUAAAUGGAACAGAAGUUAUGUUUCACCACUUGGGUUUAGCAGAGACAACAUCUUUGGAGCUGGAUGAGGAUUGACGAAAGGUAUGAAAAUGGAGCAUUAAAUCAAGAAAAUGAUACAAAAAUGAAACCAACCUUGUGAAGUCAGGCUUCGAGGUGCCUGCAGGUAAAGUCUCAUUUGAUUCAGCUUUUUGGUUAUUACUCGUCUAUUUGAUCCAAUCUUUUGGUUAAUUAAAUAAGAGUAGAAUUUAUAAUUUUAGAUCCUUGUCUUAGAGGCAGCAAUUUCUUUCCAGAGCAAGUCGACCCAAUAUUAUCAUUCUGGCAUAAGUUAUGCAAUUGGUGAAAGAAAAGUUUGCCUUGUACAUAAAUAAAGCUCACGCAUUACUUUUGGCUUGUCA
This is a messenger RNA of Mangifera indica (mango), 2599 nucleotides long. RefSeq names its product TORTIFOLIA1-like protein 4. Gene Ontology annotation, molecular function: microtubule binding. NCBI's taxonomy places the organism in Eukaryota, Viridiplantae, Streptophyta, Magnoliopsida, Sapindales, Anacardiaceae. The transcript has 5 exons. The record is from RefSeq and is a predicted model, not a curated record. Gene Ontology annotation, cellular component: microtubule. Bases 178 to 2208 code for a protein of 676 amino acids.